AAACGUUUAACGCUAAUGCUAUAUGCGCGAUGGGUCGGGCAAUCGGGCAAAGAAGUCCAAAGUAACAACCAAACUGAAUGUGGCCUAAUGAAUGAAAUUCUUUCGACACCUUAAAAAUAUUCAAAAUUUCCAAAACGGAGAAAGAAAUGGGGAGAUCAAAAUCUGUUCCAGUUCACAGAAUCGUAUCUAAUUUAUCGCCAUUGUCGCUUCCAUGGCUGGUAAUUCUGAUUCAAAUGCUUUCCCCUGUCACGCCAAUCAGGAAAGACGCGAGUCUUCAAAACAAUCGAAUUUGCAGAACUUCUGUUCAAGGGAGAUACUUGCUCUGUGAUGAUAAUGGUCAUGUAUGUGAUGCAUUUUCAGUUGACCCAAACUCCCGGUGUUGUCCUUUCAAUCAAGAGCAGUUCUCUUGUCAAGGGUGCAAUCUUUUGUUACAAUGUUGCAAUACAUACGAGUUCUGUGUUUCAUGUUGCCUUAAUCCAGUUCGGACUCCGAAGGAAAUGGUGGCGAAUAUGAAAAUAGCUAAGCAUGAAACUGCAGGAACGUACUCAAGUGUUUUUGAUUUUUGUGUUGGGAGGUGUCGUCAUAAUUCAGAAAGCGUGGUUCAUGAGAAUGCAUAUCUGAGUGAUUUUCAUCAUUGUUUCUCUAUAUCAUCUAACUCUUCUGGAGUUACAGACACCCAAAUGGAGACAAGAUUGAUUGGUUUAAAAAUAAUUACUGGAAGGCAGGGAGAAUCAUGUGACUCCGCGUGCAAAUCGAAUGGGCAAUCUUGUGUUCCGAACAAGCUUGCUCUGCUAAAUCAAUGUGAAGUGAUGAAGAAGUACUUUAGCUGCAAAGGAUCAUGCUUGGCUAGUGUUGGAGCAGAUCAACCUGCCGAAGUAGUUGAUGAUGCCCCAAGCCAUCUGAACCCUGGAGCAUGCUUAUACACUGAAAAACAAUCUAUUCUUUCGUGUGAUGGUUUCCAUCAGCAUACAAGGAGGCUCUGUCCUUGUGCAUAGCACCUUUUUCAGCUUUUUUACUGGCCCUUGAAGAAGAUGUUGGAGAUUGAAUCUUCAAAGUGGGAAUUGCUGUUUUUUGUUGGGAAAGAAUUCAUAGUCAUGCUGAUGUUGGAUUCUUUAACACGGCCCAAUCUCACACCAUUGUUCCUCUAAACAAAUAAGAAUAGAUCUCACCAUAUUGUUUGUCCACAGUAUGAGAAAGCUUGGAGUUCCCUUUUCCUAUUUCAUGAUUGAUUGGAAGGGGAAGCUGUUGAAUUCUGUCUCCACUUUUAUAAAAUAUGCAUUGGUUUUCCAGUUCUUUUAGAGAAUACUUUGAUUUUAUCAUUUCUCGUUUAGUUUCAUUUUUCUAGUUAUACAAGUCAUAAAGUUGAAGUCCAACUGCUGAACCAGCUACCUGCUAAAAUCAAUGAUGGAUGCUAAAGUAUAUGAGAUGUUGGAUAUACAAUUCAUACUAAGACAAAGGGGGGAAGUCUUGUAUUUAGGUUUUUUAAAUUCUCUUCAUCGACGUUUCAUCAAAUUUAAUUUAUGUUACAUGGCUUCCUAUGUUUAACAUGUGCAUAAUUUAUCCUUACCAUCCCCUUGCUUCUCUUUUCCAAAAAGGUCGGCCAGAAUCCAUCACCUAUUUUCCCUUCCAAACCUACCAGCUUGGCAUUUGCGUUUGGACUGUUUGACCUGUAAAAAUUCCCAAAAAUGUUAUUUAAAUGAUUGUUGGGGCCUCAAUGACUUCAGUCCUCACUCAUAAGCGUCCUGGAUAUGAACCAUCGUUCAGUAGCUUAAAACACUUUGUUCCAGGCCUGUGCUACCUGUCUUUGAUUUUGUCAGCUCCUCUAUCGUUUUUCUUCCCCUUCUCUUCAUUGAUUUUUCACUUAUGCUUGUAAUUCAAUAGUGUACCGAUACUAAAAGAAUGGAAUGUUAAUAAGAUUUGGAUGCUUCUUUCAUGUACCAUGACUUGAAAAACUUGGAAAAUUAAUGGAAAUACUAAAUGGAGUUGAGUUAUAAAUUGCCUUUUCCCUUCUUUUAUGUCUGUGAAUUCUCUUGUAGUCUAGUUUAAUUGAUAUUAUAGAUUUAAUAGCUAAGAUCUGGUACUGAUUUUUUCUUUUUUUUUUCCUUUCAAAAUGUUCUACAUUGUCUAUCUAGAUAUCAGAGACUUUUAAUCAACCUAUUUUCGGCAUGAAAUAGCUUUAAGCCUGAAGUUUAGCUUCAUAUUUCUUUCGUCCAACCUAAAAGUUGAACAUCAUUUCUUAAUUUACUUGUGUUAUAUUCCCAUUGUAUAACUAGUGAUCUGUUGAUCCGUGCUUAAGUUCAAGUCAAGUAGUAACUGCUAGAAAAGGUAGCUAGAGACAUGCGACAUAGGAGUAAUAUAUUCAAUGCAGUUGAGGCAUCAAUUAGGGUAAAUGUGUAUUUUUUUCAGAUAGUAAGGAGCAUAUAUUAUGUAAUGGGUUACUUAUUGCACUAAAAAUUAGAAUCUUUUUGCCAAUUAAGAGUUAAAUUUUGCAUCUGGCUAGAUGAUGAAUGCAACCACAAUGAAUCUGCAAGGGUCCCAUGUAAUACCUUUUUGUGAUGCAACAACCGUCCCAAGAACAGGGUGUCGUAACGAG
Oldenlandia corymbosa var. corymbosa is the source of this 2593-nucleotide messenger RNA. NCBI's taxonomy places the organism in Eukaryota, Viridiplantae, Streptophyta, Magnoliopsida, Gentianales, Rubiaceae. The record is from the annotation of a GenBank genome assembly.